GCGUAUUCCACAAUCGACACGCGAUGGCUUUCAUAUUCAUAGGCUGCUUCAGCUAGGAUGGUUGAGCCUGCUGGUAGUCAUGAUUCUUCCGAUCCAGACGUCGCAUUACUACAGACAGCAUGGACAAGUCGCCUCUCCUGCAGCUCUCGUACGCAGAGCCUCGUCAGCGACAACCGUGGCGACGGGCAUGGCCAUUGCUGCUAUCAUUCUGGGCAUGGGUAUCAUCCUCAUGCUGGCGGUGGCAUGCUACUUUUACCACAGGCGAAUUACACAGCUCAUGCAAGCAUCAUCACAUAAGCCCAGCACAUCGAGGAAGCUCCACCGUGAGCCUUUACUAAAACGCGUGCGCCAGCUGCUCAACCGAAAGAGAGAACAUGAAGGGGGCGGCGAAACACAAGUCGUCAGUACAGGAGUGGAAUGCCAACAGCAGCCGCCGAUACAGUCUCACGAACCUCACCCUGCACAAGUCCCACCUCUGAACAUUGUCAAAGCACCACGACCGCCUCGAUGCCACUGUGGCGCAAGCCUUCAGCACGUCGGCACCUAUGGCCAGCCCAGACCGACGAUCACUGAGCACACUUGGCAAAGUCCUUCUCCAAGACACGAUGCAAGCACCCGAUCCCGAGCGAUUCACCGCGGCCACAGCAUCACCUGCCUCGCUCAACUGGACGGUGACGCCAGAAACGCCCUAGACAGUGGCAGGACGACAGGGAAACGGCAGGACGACGAUGAGGGGGAAUGUUGCGUGCACAUUGCGGUAAAAGGGUCAGCUCGGUAAACAACAAUGAAGCGAAUUUGCAAUACGCCAGGAGGAUAAGCGCAAAUGCAUUCGCUUAACGUUCACUCAUGCUGCUGACGCUUGCCGUUGGACCUGUCAUCGGCUUCCCAGACGCUUGCGCCACGGUCAGCCUGAUUCCUGCCAGGGACCAAGAAGGCUCACCAGCUGCAGCUUUCGCGAGCAAGGUCCCAGACGACUUG
Molecule: messenger RNA, 978 nt
Organism: Emericellopsis atlantica
Lineage: Eukaryota; Fungi; Ascomycota; Sordariomycetes; Hypocreales; Bionectriaceae
Exons: 2
Coding region: 80-778 (232 amino acids)
Source: RefSeq, a predicted model, not a curated record